Molecule: messenger RNA, 6299 nt
Organism: Folsomia candida
Lineage: Eukaryota; Metazoa; Arthropoda; Collembola; Entomobryomorpha; Isotomidae
Product: structural maintenance of chromosomes flexible hinge domain-containing protein 1
Exons: 8
Coding region: 163-6159 (1998 amino acids)
Biological process (GO): chromosome organization; double-strand break repair
Cellular component (GO): chromosome
Molecular function (GO): ATP binding; protein binding
Source: RefSeq, a predicted model, not a curated record
UUUGUGAACACAGAACAUAACGUGGGUGCAUUUGCCAUCGCGGAAUUUGUGGAUAAUUCCUUAACCGCCACCGCUAAUAACAAGGAGAGGAGAAAAAUACAAAUCGAGUUCCACAACAAUGGAUCAAAUUCAUAUUUGGCCGUGUUAGACAACGGGUGCGGGAUGAAUUCGGAGAUGCUGCAAACUGGCUUAAAAUUCAAAGCACCAAAAGAUUCACGUCCCAACGACGUGUCAGACUUACCCACCCAAUCAGUAAACCCGGGAAGUGACGAGGAAGCCGCAAGGGAGGAAAUUCAUCCUAUUUUCCUUAACUCAAACAUUAGCAAAUUUGGAGCAGGAUUAAAACAAGCCGUUUUCUGGUUGGGAGAUGAUGCCAAAAUUAUAACAAAGAGGGCAGAAAGUAGAACGGUGUACGAAGUUCAUUACUCACGGGAAAAUAUGGAAGCUAAAGAAUCAGCCAAGAGUGAAGAUGCCUGGAAUGUUGCUAUUAAGAUGCGUGACGUGUCGGAAUUAAAAGGCGUACAGGUCCCUCCAUUGCUGAAAGCCUUAAUCGAAGCGAGGGAAACAUCAGAGCCAAGCUUUACAUAUAUUAUGAUCCAAAACUUGAUAAAAGGUGAUGCUACCUCUCCCCUCCAAUUUCUCCAGCAACAGGAUAGUAGUCUCGAUGUCAAGCCCAGCAUUGAAAAACAAUUGGCUCACAUUUACCACUAUUAUCUCCAUGGUCGAGACGGAAAUACUGGAAAAGAAUCAAUGAAUGGCACUAUGGUCGAUAUAGAAGUUACUCGAUUUGAUUCAACCGGGAAAAAAGUGUCAUCAAUUAAUUUACGCGAAUUGGUUGAAGCAAAUUUGGACUUGGAAUCAAGAUUUGUUCGGACAGCGGCGUCAGAUCCGUUCCGUUUCACAAUUGAAGUUUUAAAAUCCCAACGAGUUAACGGACCCAUGAUUCCAAAGUUGAGACUUGGAGGCAUAAUUCGGUACCAUCCCUAUGAAUAUUACCACGAAACUUAUCCAGUCAAUAAGGUGGCAAAUAUUUCCGGUAGUCUUGACCCACGUGACGUCAACUCUGAUCAAACCCUUCAACCAAUGGAAGACAAAAAUUAUCGGAUAGAUAAUAAAGAUUUUUUUCAUCUAUGGUGGAACGGAAGAUUAAUUCCUUGCACGAAAUUGGAUGCGUUUCCAUGGUGUAGCCCUUCAGAGAGGGGUAAAAAUCCUGACAAGUUGUACAAGUCUUACGGGCGCAUAUCAGGCUCGCUUUUUCUUGACGGUCACAUUUGUGAAAUUACCGACAACAAAUUAAAUCUUACAACAACGACGAAAAUAUCUGAAAUAAUUGAUAAAAAGAUUCAUUCAGUUCAGUCGACCUUUAAACUGGUUAAAUCCCACGGAAACACUCUUAAAGCAAAACGUGUGGGAAAUGAUGUUAGAAAAGCUUUUGAAGCUUGGUUAACAACGUGUCAAAAAUAUGACAAGGAGGUCUGCUACACAAACGUGUUACGUGAUUCACAGAAGGGUCCCAUUAUAAGGAAAGUUCGUUUUCAAACUUACUUUGAAUAUGGCGCAGCAGAGUGGAAAGAGUCCGGGAUAAAAUUACAAGUUGGUGACGCUGUUCAACUGAAAACCAGUUCGAUUAUCUUAGGGAAAAUUAAAUCUUUCUACGUCCAGUUUGAAAAUUGUUUGCUUGAAGAUGAAUAUGUGGCAAAUUCAAGCACCCGGCCGCUUCCUGAAGUUCAUGCACCUGUUUCCUAUUUUGAUAUUGAACACUGUCCUGCUCCUUAUUACGCGAGGGAUGGCGAGGAAAUCCCGAUUCGUCGCAAGAGGAUGAGUCAAAUAGAUACAACGCGGCUACAAGUUAGUGUAGAAGAGCUAAUCGCGAGGCAGGCGGACGAGCUAAAUUUAAAAUUCGAAAUAAUCAAAGGACCUAUCCCCGAGUUUGGUAAUGGGUUUAAAAUUAAGAGCGACGGCAUUCUGUUCAAAUCCCUUGGACUUGACAUUGUCAAAGUAAAUGGGGAAGGAUCCGUCGAAGGCUACCUUCCGUUUUGCCAGCCAAGGAAAAAACAUAUAUUUGUGGUUACACAAAUCCAUAAAAUUGAUAACAACAAUAAAAGAGAAUUGUGUCACACUAUGGAAAGCUGUAAUUACUCUAGACCGGCUACAAACCCUCAUGGAUACUAUUUCAAUACGUUUGCUGUAACAAAAUUAGGUUGCUCGAAAAUUGGGGACUAUAUCAUAACUUUUCGCGCAUACAUUUCCGAGCAGCCAUUCGUCCGGGCCACACAGUCGAGGGUGGCGACGGUAAUGUCCAGAAAUACCCCAUCAGGGCGGGCUACUCCGAAUCGAUUGAUUGAUCCACCAUAUGAAAUAGAGUGGGAACAGGAGGUAGAUUUCCACGGAAGGAAAAUAUUGAAAGAUGGAGAGAAAAAGAUACGACUGCCAUAUUACGAAAUUAAGUAUUCUGUCGUGGCUGGACUUCCAGAUAAGUUUAAGAUUGAAGCAUUUGAUAAUGAAGAUCACCAUCGUAUUGGGAUAGGGUUUAAAAUGAAUGUAUCGUUUAAAGAUUCAAAUGGAAAUGCAGCAUCGGCAAAGAAUUUAGAAUCAGAACUAACAACUUUGACCCAGCAACUUAAAAUUUCUUUGGUUCCUAUCAAAAAAUCCCAAAACUUUAACCUUACCAUCACGUAUGGGGCUCUAAGCAUUGAAGGAGAUCAAUUAGUAAUCAACAACGUUAUUGCCAGUGGCUUCUUAAAUGCGGCUGAUUUUAAGGAAGGUAGGAUUGACGUUGAAAUGACGUUGAAUAACCGCACCAAAACUUCUAGUUCUUCCAAAAUUCGUUUCUACUCUGGUUUUCCGGUAAGGAUUGAGUGUUUGGAAAAACAUGUUGAAAUUGAAAAUGGGUGCAGACCUGGCUUAUCUUGUCGCGUCCUCGACUGUGGGGGUAACGUCGUCGUAGCAAAUGAGGAGGACAAGAAGCCAAUCACGCUUAGGUGUAGAAUCAUUAAAAAAACCAACCAUCAAUUUGCCUGUGAGAGAACGAUACUAGCAACAAAUUCUGUGUGCAAAACGAAUGAAGUAAUUGAUGUUGAUGAAUUUAAAAAAUUUGGAAUAACUCAAGUUGAUCUACUUUGCGAAAUAUCGUGCGAGUUAUACAGCAAUAUUAAGCCCGUCUUAGUGCCAAUCACAAUAAAGCGCAGCACAAGAGCAGAAAAACUUCUGGUUUACCGAAGAUCAAUUGAAGAUGAACAAAAUACUGUAGAAAUUUGUGAUAAAUCUGUCCAAUUUAUCCAAAUUUUGAAGGAAUUGUACUUAAGCUACAAACUAUUUGAUGGAAUGGGAAAUCCCGUAGUGUUUGAUGAAAGCAAGUACAAAGUGAAUGUAAGUUGGUCGAAGAAUGCAUGUCUUGAGAAUGGAAUCCUUCCUACGCACAAAGUUCCUAAACGGGCCGAGGAGAAGACAGAAUUUAGGACAACGUUACAAAUCCUAGGAUUCGAGGAAGAACUAAAGCACAUUUUCUACCUGACAUCCCUCCCCUUGGAACCGGACACUAUGAGUGUAUCAUUUGUGGGGGGAAACAACUCCCGUGACUUAGUUCAACUCCCAAUGGGUGAAAAGCUGCCAGCUGCAGUUGUCAAAAUUAUGGACCGUUGGAGCAAUAUUAUUCUCUAUGGGUUAAGGGAUGAAGAAUUAUCUAUUGAAGUGGACUGUUCCCGUGAGGAAGAGUUUCAAGUGGCAUUUGAUCCAGUUCGUGAAGACAUCGAUAACGGGGGAUCGUUUCUAGUUAAAGAUUUAGACAUUUCCAUACCUAGUGGGAGAAAUCUUCCCAUAGGUGAAAUGGUUUUGAAGGUUACUUUUAGAGAUUUGUCGUCCGAUUUAAAAUUAUCCGUGACUACUGGAUACCCCAAGAAACUGGGCUUUGUGAUUAAUGACCAAAAACAAAAACAACGGGGAACCUUUACUUGUCAGAAUGGAUCAGAAGUUCGAAUUUUCGCCAGAUUACUGGAUGCAUUUAAUAAUUUUACCAUAUCAAGAACACCAAUCGAAGUUAAAUUUUUACAGACACAGGACGGAGUCACUGUGAUUGAGAAAAAAAUUAUGAUGUCAGCUGAUGGCGUUGUUGAUUUUGGAGUAAUUUGUCCAGAUGUGAAAACAAACCCGAAUCGUUACUCAUCUUGCGUGGUAAAGGUUAAUGACUGCAGGGGAAGAUGUUUUGGAAAACCGAUUACCGUUACGGUCAUGGGUAACGUGGAUGGGCAUGAAAGAUCAGAUGUUUGCCACUUUCACGUAACAUGUCGAUCGGAUUUUCCAUAUCAGUUAAUCCCACACAAAGUGGAAGGACUGGGACCCUUCAGGUACGAGGCGGGGUCAAGUUUUACAAAUCUAACGGUUACUUUGUUGUCAGAGGACGGCACCAAAUAUACGUCAGCAGAGAAGGAGAAAGUUUCUCUGCAUCUUAAGCCGACAAACGGAAUAUCAGGCGUACAUUUGGAACCCAUCCUUGCCAGUGGAGUGCACGAAGGUAUUUACACAUUUGACCAAGUACCCCCAGAGGCAGGAAAUUAUGAGGCAAAAUUUUGCUAUCAAAAUGGAACAGUGGAGAUUUCAGAAAUAUUGAAAGAACCCUUGGAAAUUUACGCUGGAUCAGUUCAUGCCCUCAAACCGGAAACAGACCUUCGCGACUUGUCUGUGUCAAACAAUUCUGAAAAUGAUGAAGACCGAAUUAUUGUGGAAAAUUUAAAACUGAUCAUUGUCGAUCGGUUCGGGAAUGUUUGCACUGAAGGCGAAAAUUCAGACGACGGGAACAGCAAUUUAAGUCGGGGAGAUGUCACAAUAGAUUUUCCUGGGGAAAUGAAACUACAAAAUUUGGAAAAUUGUACUACUCUGAGCUCAAAAAUUGCACUUAUCAAUGGGUAUGUGUCCAUCCCUAAAUUAGCAGUCGUGGCAGGUUUACCUUUACCAAACAACUCAAAGCACACGAUACGGUUUAUCCUGAAAAUGGAAAGUAGCUCAGAAUUUGUGUUUCCUUUGGAAUUUACGUUUUUUAAUAAUUCCGAACAAAUGGCCGCGAAUCGGAAAUUAAGAGAGGAAAUUGCAACAUUGGAGGGGGAAAUUGCAAACAAGAAACAAAGUUUUCAAUCGUCUGAAAAUUCUAUGAUGCUUAUCCAGGCUAAAAUUGAAGGACUGAGAGAGAGGGAACGACAAGAGAAAGAAAUCUUAAAGAAUAUUUCUUCACAAGAAUUUGUUGAAACAUUAAAAAUGUCAAAAGAUGUAACUGAUCGGGAAGCAUGUCUAAAGACAACUGAGAAGGAAUUGGAAGGCGAGAGAAAUAUGACGAAAUCUAACAUUCCCCCAGGACCUGGUGCCGGUGAACCAAAUGUUUUUGGACCAAUUGGUUUGUUAGCGGAGAUAAAGCGAGGUGGAGAUAUUUCCAUAGAUUUGAAUCUUCGACGCAUCCUCUCUUGGCACUUGCAAAAUAAAUUGUCCGUUAUCGUAACUGCGACCUCAAAGACAGGUCGGGAUCUCGAAAAACUUUUUCCAAAGGAACAAUUCAUGUUACUUGACAUUAUCAAGGACUAUCCCCCAAACACAGUCGCCCUCUCUGGGCCUGGAAACCCGGUCUAUGCCCGAACUUUGCUCAACUUCACGAAGCCUGAGGCCACAGCAGCAACGAGAAAAGUGCUUAACAAAAUUCUAGGCGAUACAAUAAUCAUGGACGAUCUGCCAACGGCUAUAGACUUCAUGAAGAAAUACAAUCAGGGAAGAUAUAAUUGUCCAACUAUCCUAACCAUGGAUGGGAGACGUCUCACGAGCGACGGAAUAAUCGGAGGAAGCGCUACCCACGUUCCAAAAAGUGUACGAUUUUCGUUCGGAUUGGCAUCUGGUGUUGAGCUAGCGCAGAUUCAGGAGCAGUUAAAAAUCCUCCCCACCUUGAAGAAGAUCAUGGAGGAGGCUGAACAAGUCGAAAGAACGGAUGGCCCAAGAUUAAAAUCGCUAAGGGCUUCAUGUAUCAAGAGUAAGGAGAAUAUUGGGAAGUUGGAGGAACGGCGGAUGAAGGUUGUUGAAAGGUUAGAAGGUUCUAUGCCACGGGGAAAAAACCAACCUCGCCGGACAAGAUUGACGAGAGGGGAGGAUCAUGAAAUAACGAACAAAAAGGCUAGAAGAACUUAGCCAUUUAAGCCGUUACUUGACAAACCUGUGUAGGGUUUGUAUUAAAUAUUUAUGUACAGUUUUAGGGUACUUAUUUCUGGCAAUAAACAUUUACGUCUUCUUAAUUGAAAAGCUUUCCAAUAAACAUGACCCAUGUCUUG